This is a messenger RNA of Salarias fasciatus (jewelled blenny), 2778 nucleotides long. It is a transcript of the gene nucleolin, whose product is annotated as nucleolin. Lineage: Eukaryota; Metazoa; Chordata; Actinopteri; Blenniiformes; Blenniidae. The transcript has 16 exons. The coding region runs from base 135 to 2114 and encodes 659 amino acids. Gene Ontology annotation, molecular function: RNA binding. The record is from RefSeq and is a predicted model, not a curated record.
UAUUAAGAACCGCGUCGUCUUCCUCCAAUCAGUCUUUCCUGCCCAAUGUCCGAUUGUGCGGGUCGAUUCACGUGCAGUCUCGUCUACUCCAAAGGUGCAAUCGUCUGCGACUCGUAGGACCCCCAAUCGCAGCCAUGGUGAAGUUUGCGAAGUCGGCAAAAGAUCAAGCCACUCAAACAAAAAGCCCUCAUGAUGUGGAAGAGGACAGCAGCGAAGGCGACAGUGCUGAAGAAGAGCUGCCCAAACCUGUGAAAAAAGCACCGGUUGCCACAAAAAAUGGAUUUUCAGCCAAAAAGGCAGAAAGUGAAGAAGAUGAUGAAGACGAUGAUGAAGAGGAGUCUGAAGAGGAGUCAUCUGAGGAGGAGACUCCCCCACCAAAGAAGAAAGCCGCACAGGUGACGCCCAAACCCAAGCAGGUUCCCGUUAAGGCACAAGAGUCUGAUGACGACGAUGAUGAUGACGAUGACGAUGAUGAUGAUGAGUCGGAAGAAGAAUCUCCACCGCCACCACCUAAAAAAACAGCCAAACCUGCUGCUAAGACAACGGCUAAACAACCCGUGAAGGCCAAGGCCAAGCCCGCAAAAGAAGCUGCGAAAAAGGAGACGUCUGAUGAUGAUUCAGAGGAAAUGGAUACUACUCCGGUCCCUGGAAAGAAAGCAGGAAUGGUAAAGGCAGAGGACGAUGACGACGACGAUGAUGAUGAUGACGAUGAAGAGGAGGAGGAGGAAGAGGAUGAUGAUGAUGAUGAUGAAGAGGAGGAGGAGGAUGAAGAAGAAGCCCCUGUGACUCCCGGAAAGAGAAAGGCAAAAGCCCAGAAGGAGUCGCCUCCAGCCAAGAAGGCAAAACCUGGCGAAGGGUUCUGCCUGUUUGUUGGAAACUUGAAUGCAAAUAAGGACUUCGAUGAAAUCAAACAGUCACUGAGGAAAUUCUUCUCGAAAAACAGCCUUGAGAUCGCUGACGUACGCCUGGGAGGGUCAAAGAGAUUUGGCUAUGUGGACUUCGCUUCUGAGGACGACAUGCUAAAGGCGCUUCAGCUGAACGGCAAGAAGGUCAUGGGCCUUGAGAUCAAGCUCGACAGAGCUCGAAGCAAAGAAAACUCUCAGGAGGGCAAGAAAGAGCGAGAUGCACGCACACUUUUCGUAAAAAAUCUUCCGUUCUCUGCUACAAUGGAUGACUUGAAGGAAAUCUUUGAAGAUGCGGUUGACAUCCGAAUACCUCCAGGCCAGAGUGGUUCAAACAGAGGUAUUGGUUACAUUGAGUUUAAAACUGAGGCCGAAGCAGAGCGGAUGCUGGAAGAAGCUCAAGGUGCUGAUGUACAGGGCAGGGCUAUUAUGGUCGACUACGUUGGCGAAAAGAGCCAGAAAGGCGGCAAAGCAGCAGCAGUGGUUGCGCCGGCUUGUAAAACUUUGGUAGUGAAUAAUCUCUCCUUCAGUGCGUCAGAAGAUGCAUUACAGUCCACAUUUGAAAAAGCAGUGUCGAUAAGGAUUCCUCAAAAAGACGGGAGGCCCAAAGGUUUUGCCUUUGUGGAGUUCGAGAGUGCAGAGGAUGCCAAGGAUGCGCUGGAAAACCACAACAACAUAGAAAUUGAAGGGCGAUCAAUCCGACUGGAGUACAGCCAGAACAGCAGCGGCAGAGAUGGCGGCAGGGGGAGUUCAGGUCCAACUAAAACCCUUUUCGUCAAAGGUCUCUCCGAGAACACGACAGAUUUCACCCUCAAAGAUGCUUUUGAAACGUCAGUAGGUGCAAGAGUCGUCACGGACAGAGACACUGGGUCCUCAAAAGGGUUUGGGUUUGUCGAUUUCGACAAUGAGGAUGACUGUAAGGCUGCCAAGGAGGCCAUGGAGGACGGGGAGAUCGACGGCAGCAAGGUCACCUUGGACUACGCCAAACCCAAGGGCGAAGGUGGUUUCCGUGGAGGACGAGGUGGCGGUUUCGGCGGUGGUUUCGGCGGCAGAGGGGGUCGCGGCGGAUUCGGUGGUCGUGGCGGCAGAGGCGGUGGCGGCGGAAGAGGAGGUCCUCGUGGAGGUGGACGUGGUGGCUUUAGAGGUGGACGAGGUGGUGGCGGCGGAUUUGGAGUGAAACCGCAGGGAAAGAAGAUAAAGUUUGAUGACUGAGAACCCUUUGGUCAUUUCACUUUUUGAAUGGACUCUGGUUUCAUCAGUUUUCAGAGUUUUUGGACAUUCCAGAGAGUGCCGUCGGUAUAUAUUUAACUGUUGAUGGGCAUUUUAGCCCUUUAUUUAGACAUCCAACCCCUCCUCCCUUCCACCCCCUCCUGUGCCAGAAUGGUACUUGGACGAUAUCAGCUAAAGUACUACAUGUGAAUAAAUGUCCUGAAUGCAAACCCGCACCCACUUGUCCACGUUGCUUUCUUUUCCCAAAGGAGUCAAAUGGGAUGGAUGCCUGUCCGGGCAAAUACAAUGUGUAAAUUCAAACACUUUGUAUGUUUUCUUUUCUUUUGUAAAAACACGAUACCCUUUCAUCAUUGUUUUUUGCUUAAGAUGCCAUGUCACUGUAAUGUGCGAAGCAUAUUUUCAUUUGCGUUGUUUUCAAGCAAAGUUGUUUGUCAUGUUAGUUUGGUGGGGCACAGUUGAUGUGUGGGUUGACGAUAAAAACUCUGAUGUAUGUAACAUAAAAUAUUUGUAGUGCAUUGACUAAUAAAGAAAACCUUGUAGGUGGUGAUUCUUAAAUGGUCUGUUCUCAUUGUUGUCCUCAAUCCGAAACUUCAACUUAAUUCUUGGAAUGUUAUACAGUUCUUUUUUAAAUAAAUCUUUGUCCUUA